AUGGCGCACAGGCGGCACGGCUGCGAAGUUUCGCCUCAGACCUCGUGUUGUCUACUCCUAUUGCUGGCGGCGUUCACGGCGGUUAUGAGUAGCCAUUCUGCCUCCGCGGAUGACGCGGCUUCCCUUCCCGAGUCGCUUUCCACCUACUCCAAUGUUGCGUUGCUGGAUCCGCGCUUCGAGCUCUAUUGGACCGUCAACAGCAGCGACGCGACCAUUCACAUGGCAUUGAAUGCAAAAACUACGGGAUGGUUCGCUAUAGGCAUCUCCGAGAUUGGCUCCAUGGUGGGCUCAGAUGCCCUCGUCGCAUGGGUCGCACAGUCCGAAGCCCGCGUGUAUGCGACGGAUCGCUUCAUCUUCAACAAGACGACCGCCGGAAUCGCACUCGACGACAAGCAGGACUGGCACAUUCUGGGCGGCAGUCAGACCAAGAACCAAUCCACGGGCGACACGUGGACCACCGUGCACGUGUGGCGCAAGCUGGACACGGGCGACUGCAACGACCGUCCCAUAGUUCCCGGGAAGCUUCACAACGUCAUCUGGGCGCUGGGCGCCACGGCUGACGUCAGCUACCACAGCUCCGACCGCGGCGCGUCCUCUCUCGUGCUCGCUCCUGCCCCCGGCCCCUCCAUUAUCGCGCCCACGCCUCCCCCUUCCGCCUCCUCCUCCGUCUCCGCCUCCGCGUCCGCGUCCACUGCGUCUGAUUCGCUCCGAGCAUUUGGGAGGUUGGCUGCGCAGCAGCAGGCAGGGAAGCAGCAGCAGCAGCAGGUGGCGCAGGAGAGCAGGCUGAAUUUCACGUUCACCAACUACCGGGUGCCAACGAACCACACGACCUAUCGCUGCAAGGUGGUGGACAUUGCUCUCAAGACCAAGACUCAUGCGGUUGAGUGGGGUAUCGUGCUCAACUCUACUGACAUCUCAGCCGUCCAUCAUGCCAUCAUCUACGGCUGCAAAGCCAAGGAGUACGGCAAUCUCAAGGGCGCUGGGGCCGACUUUGACUGCCUGCACGACAACCCAUGUGGCAUCACUGUCGCCAUGUGGGCUGUGGGCGGCAGACCCUUCACUUACCCGCCCAAUGUCGGAUAUCCCAUUGGCCCUGGAUACUUCACCAAGUUCGUGCUGCAGGUGCAUUUCACCAAUCCCAAGGGCCGCACUGAUCUGAUCGACAACUCCGGGCUGUACCUGAAGCUCGCCCCGUCCCUCCGUCCCAUGGACGCGUCCAUCAUGCUCACGGGCCCCGUGGCAUACGAGUACCUCAUCCGCAUCCCCCCCGCCAUGCCCUCGUGGACGCAAGUCAGCACGUGCCCGGGCGAGUGCACUGCUGCCGUGUUCCAGAACGAGAGUGUGAAGAUCAUUGGGUCUGUGCUGCACCUUCACACUCUUGGGAGGCAGUUGUACACGGAUGUGUUCAGGCGGGGCAGCAAGGUCGCAACUAUCAACCGCCAGGACUAUUACGACUUUGCAUCGCAGCAGACCAUCCCCACCACGCCGGAGUUUGAGCUGUUGCCAGGAGACGAGCUGCGCACCUCGUGUGUGUGGGACUCCACUGCUCGCACCAACGUGACGCUGGGAGGGCCAUCCACGGAGGACGAGAUGUGCAUUGACUACCUCGUGUACUACCCGGCACGUCAGGGCCAAGAGAUGGAUAUGUGUUAUGACAUGUGUGCAUCAUACGAGAAUGACACCCUUGGCAUGGACCCUAACAGCCCUACGCUCGCCAAAUUCUACGCCUGCGGAACCAACUUCAUCCCCACGUACCAGCCCUGCAAGAUCACAUUCGGUGCCAACGUGCCCAUGAAAUUCCUGAAUGGCUGCCCAGCUGAGACCCAGGCAUCUCUGGCAGACAUUCCCUCGGACACCGUAUCUGCACUGCUCUCCUCCCCCGCAACACCUGCACCUGCUGCUGCCCUCCCUCCUCCUGCCGCUGCUGCUUCACCCCCUACCACCCCUGGCAAGGCUGCACAAGCAUCGGAUUUCAACAGUGACAGUGCCAGUGCUGUGAUGGCUGUGGCCCUGCUCUGCUCCGUCAUUGCCCUUCUGAUCUAA
This is a messenger RNA of Closterium sp. NIES-65, 2043 nucleotides long. The record is from the annotation of a GenBank genome assembly. NCBI's taxonomy places the organism in Eukaryota, Viridiplantae, Streptophyta, Zygnematophyceae, Desmidiales, Closteriaceae.